Molecule: messenger RNA, 1061 nt
Organism: Cricetulus griseus (Chinese hamster)
Lineage: Eukaryota; Metazoa; Chordata; Mammalia; Rodentia; Cricetidae
Source: RefSeq, a predicted model, not a curated record
AUGUCGAACAUGGAGAAACACUUAUUUAACUUGAAGUUUGCUGCAAAGGAACUUAAUAGGAAUGCCAAGAAAUGUGAUAAAGAAGAAAAAGCUGAAAAAGCCAAGAUAAAAAAGGCCAUUCAGAAAGGCAAUACAGAAGUUGCAAGAAUACAUGCGGAAAAUGCAAUCCGUCAGAAAAACCAAGCAAUCAAUUUCUUGAGAAUGAGUGCUAGGGUUGAUGCUGUGGCAGCCAGAGUUCAAACUGCAGUAACAAUGGGCAAGGUGACAAAAUCCAUGGCAGGUGUAGUUAAAUCUAUGGAUGCUACAUUGAGAAGUAUGAAUCUUGAAAAGAUUUCAGCCUUAAUGGACAAAUUUGAACAUCAGUUUGAAACAUUGGAUGUUCAAACACAACAAAUGGAAGAUACAAUGAGUAGUACUACAACCCUAACAACACCACAGAACCAAGUGGAUAUGCUGCUUCAGGAAAUGGCAGAUGAAGCUGGCCUUGAUCUCAAUAUGGAGCUUCCACAGGGUCAGACAGGGUCUGUUGGUGCAAGUGUUGCUUCUACAGAGCAGGAUGAACUGUCACAGAGGCUUGCUCGUCUUCGUGAUCAAGUGUAACUUAAACAAUUGGCGCUUCUGUUUCCUCCGAGUGUGUCUGAAACAUCCUUUGUGUGUACAUGUAUAAAGUUGCACUCUAGCUAGAAAAACACCACACAUGCCAGAAUGUUUGAACAUUAUUUAUAUAUGAUGUUUUCUUUUGACUUGUGUAUUUUGCAGUGCAUUAAGAAAUUCCAGUGAAUUUCAACAUUGGCAGAUUUUAUAGUUCUGUAUAUUAUGUGUAAAGGUGUAUGGGGCAUAUUUUUGCAGAUGUCUUUGACAAAGCUAGCAUUAGUUUUCUGUAUAUUAUACAUCUUCCUCAAAUAUUAGAGCAAACAUCUAGCACCAAAAUACUACUAAGUAAUUUUGUCAGAAUAAAGGCUUUGUUCUUCUUUUUAAUUGAAAGGAAUUUUCAGCAUUGUCUGUGAUGAAAUGUGAUUUUUGUAAAAAUAAAAACAGGAAAAGCAUGUUUAUUUAAUGUU